CUUGGUUUUCACUCACCUCAACGCAGCGCAAAGAUUAAAAAAUGGCCUUCGCUGGUGUCCUCAAUGAUGCUGAAGUCAAAGCAGCUCUGGAUGGCUGCGCAGCUGCUGACUCCUUCGACUACAAGAAGUUCUUCAAGGCAUGCGGUCUGGCCGGCAAGUCCGCAGAUGAAGUCAAGAAGGCCUUCGCCAUCAUCGACCAGGACAACAGCGGCUUCAUUGAGGAGGAGGAGCUGAAGCUGUUCCUGCAGAACUUCUCUGCUGGUGCCAGAGCACUCACCGACAAGGAGACCAAGGCUUUCCUCGCCGCUGGUGACAGUGACGGUGAUGGCAAGAUCGGCGUUGAUGAGUUUGCUGCCCUUGUAAAGGCAUAAAUUUCCAUUGACCAAGAUCCACUUCCUUUCAUGGAACUGCGACCUCCUUGCAAGAUUCAGUAUUCAUCAGCUGAAAGAAUAUUUUUUAUACCUUAUUUAUGAGUUGCCUGCGGAUUAUUUCUCAGCAUGGAACACAUAUUUUAUUGCUAAUAUAAAAGCCAUGUGUUAUAUGUUCUGAAAAAUGACUUGUGCAAAC
Molecule: messenger RNA, 567 nt
Organism: Cheilinus undulatus (humphead wrasse)
Lineage: Eukaryota; Metazoa; Chordata; Actinopteri; Labriformes; Labridae
Product: parvalbumin beta
Exons: 5
Coding region: 42-371 (109 amino acids)
Cellular component (GO): cytoplasm; nucleus
Molecular function (GO): calcium ion binding
Source: RefSeq, a predicted model, not a curated record